This is a messenger RNA of Nannizzia gypsea CBS 118893, 4794 nucleotides long. Its product is annotated as HC-toxin synthetase. NCBI's taxonomy places the organism in Eukaryota, Fungi, Ascomycota, Eurotiomycetes, Onygenales, Arthrodermataceae. The transcript is spliced from 2 exons. The annotation marks the transcript as partial. The record is from RefSeq and is a predicted model, not a curated record. Gene Ontology annotation, molecular function: catalytic activity.
AUGGCACCCUUUCUCUCAACACAAAGGGGGAUCCCCCUCUCGGUUGAUCAAUUCGAAAAUCACCUCCCUUCGAAGGGCCCGAUUGUUCAAGUUAAGGAAGAACUUGCGCAAUUUUGCCUCGAGCUAUCCGCAGAUCUAGAGGACUUCUGUGCCAAAUCCGGAAUUACUUCCCUCCAAAUCCUCCUCGCAGCAUGGGCUAUUACGCUCCGUUACUACACCGCUUCGGAAUCAGUGACCGUCGGAAAUAUACUAUGGCAGGACGACGGGACAUGUUCUAGUGGCAAAUAUGAGGUGGGAUUAGACGACGAUAUGCCUCUUCUUCGAGCAGUUGAACAGCUUAAGCACUGCUCAGGCUGUGAUUCUGGUGAUAGUAAUGGCACUUCACCCGAUAUUACAAUGGUUGAUGCUUUUGUGAUACAAACUCCCUCAACAUCAGCGCUCCCAAUUAAUAGCUGCCCUGUCUUUAAUAUAAGAGGAUGUAAAAUUCCUAUUUCACAUACUAUCACCGUUGACACAAUCAACAAUGGACUCAGGGAGCAAGUGGAAUUGGAAAUGCACCUCAAUGAAUCAUUGGGGAAGCAUAUAGCAAACAUGUCGAGGACUUUCGAACAGGUUGUAGCUGAGAUGCUUCGCAAACCUACCGGAAAGUUGGGAGACCUGGACCUAUGCAAUUCCUGGGAUAUUACUACACUGGCCACCUGGAAUGGUGAAAUAUCAAAUGAAGGAUCUGACAAGUGCGUCCAUGACAUGAUUAGCCAGCGUUGUGCCGAGGACCCGAGUUAUACUGCCAUCCAAUCCUGGGACGGAAACAUGUCAUACGGAGAGCUCGAUGAGCUUUCGUCUGCUCUAGCGGUACGACUGAUAGCUUCACAUCCUAACGUUGGUCCCGAGAAAUUCGUCCCGUUGCUAUUCGAAAAAUCUAAAUGGACUGUGGUGUCUCUGCUUGCAGUGAUCAAAGCCGGUGCUGCAUUUGUACUGCUAGAUCCUUCUUUGCCACUCAAACGCCUUGAGGAUAUCUGUCGCCAGGUCAAAGCAGCUGUUGUUAUUACUUCACCUCAACAUGCCGUGCUUGCUAGUACUUUGGAAACUCCCAUGUUUAUUGCCAGCGAAAAAACGGUUGGAACACAUAACCCUUUGAACUACGAUGGAUCUUCGGUUCAGUCUUCAAAUCCUCUUUAUGCAAUUUUCACUUCUGGCUCCACCGGAAAUCCAAAGGGAAUUGUCAUUGAACAUGGCUCUUUUCUUUCUAGCGCCCUUGCAUAUAUUAAAACUGUGGAUUUAAACCGGACUUCCAGGGUCUUGCAAUUUGCAUCUUAUGCAUUCGAUGUUAGCGUUUCUGAUAUCUUGUACAGUUUACUGUCUGGGGCUACGCUUUGUAUCCCUUCUGAUGCUGAACGUAACAAUAGUUUGCUAGAGUUGGUUGACCGGCUGAGGCCGAAUUGGAUGGACCUCACACCAUCUUUCUUGAGAUCCCUUUCACCCUCAGACCUUUACACUGUCAGGACAAUCGUUCUAAGUGGAGAGGCUAUGACUCAAGAUGUCAUCAACAAAUGGGAUAGCGAGGUACGCCUGCUUAACGUAUAUGGGCCGGCCGAAUGUUCAAUCCAGUCUACGGUUCAAACUGCUGUUGCAGCUGAUCCAGUGAACAUCGGCCAUGCAAUCACUGGAGCCUCCUGGGUAGUUAGUCCAUCAGACCACAACCGUCUGAUGCCGAUAGGCGCCAUUGGAGAGCUUUUGAUCGAGGGAUCCCACGUUGGGCGAGGUUACAUAGACAACCCAGAAAAUACCCGCAAGGUCUUUAUCCAAAGUACGGAAUGGCUACCGGAGUUCCGUAAGGACCACCAGGCGCUUUACAAAACCGGUGACUUGGUACAAUACCAGCCAGAUGGCUCUCUGAGGUAUAUUGGCCGAAAAGACACCCAGGUGAAAUUGCGCGGACAGCGUAUUGAGUUAGCGGAAGUUGAGCAUUAUGCUCGAGAAUGCUUCACCGAGGCCAGAGACGUCGUUACAGAAAUGGUUAAACCCCAAUAUGAAGGUGGAGUCCCCAUGCUCAUUGCAUUCGUCUACUGCCCGGGUAAAUAUGCUGGGGCCAACGACAGUGACCCAAGAGAUGGGGCUAUUUUUGCCGAACCGGACGAUUCUUUCCGCAACCGCAGUACUGAUGCCAGAGAGAAGAUGGCUAAUAGCCUCCCUAACUACAUGAUCCCAACCGUCUUCAUCCCACUUGCCCGUGUCCCCCUUUCCACUACUGGGAAAACGGAUAGGAAACUCCUAAGAUCCCAGGCCGCUGCUCUACCCCGAGCCAAUUUGGAUUCUUACUCCAUGAAUAUCAACAAGGCACGAGUCCUACCAUCAAAUGAUAUGGAAAAAUGCCUUCAUUCGGUUUUUGCUGAAGUGCUCAACCUUGCUCCCGAAAUGCUCAGCAUCGAUGAUGACUUUUUCCGCAGUGGCGGAGAUUCCAUCACGGCCAUGCAGGUCAUCACUCAAUGUCGCAAACAAGGGAUUGUCUUAGCACUCGGCGAGAUCUUCCGCUUGAAGACAAUAAUGAAGAUUGCAAAAGGUGCUACAUUUGGAGCUACCGCCUCCCUUUCACGCCAGCAACAAGAGGACCAUAUCGGAGUACCAUUCGGUUUAUCCCCAAUCCAAGACAUGUAUUUCGAAGAUUGCCCUGAAGGACACAACGACUUCAACCAAAGCUUUUUCCUCGCAUUUGCCCGACCUGUUGGAGAGGUUCAAUUGAUGAAUGCCUUAGAACUUCUCAUCACUCGACAUUCAAUGCUUCGGGCCCGUUUCCACCGUUCUCUGGAAGGCAAGUGGACACAAAGCAUUUCCCAGGAUGUACUCGGCUCCUACCGCUUGAGAAGUCACCAAUUGUCACGUAGAGAGGAGGUGACAGCUGUGAUGGUAGAUAGUCAAACAAGGUUAAAUCCUCAAACUGGGCCUCUCUUCUCAGUCGACUUCAUUGAAAUUGCAAAUGACAAGACUCAGUACAUAUUCCUCGUGGCCCAUCACCUGGUUAUUGACCUGGUAUCCUGGAGAAUCUUACUUGCGGAGCUAGAGGAAGUUCUGGAAACCGGUACCAUUUCACAAGAAGUCCCCAUACCGUUUCAAGCCUGGUACCGACUGCAGUCUGAGUACGCUCAGAAACAUUUGCCACCACAAAAGGCCCUACAUUUUAGACCUACCCCCAUAGAAACAGAUUACUGGGGCAUGAAAGGCCGAAAAAACAUUUAUGGAAAUGUGAUCCACGCGCAUCUGAAAGUUGAUGAAGGCAUAACAUCUAGGUUGCUUAAGGAUGCUAAUCUAGCAUUUGAUACCCAGCCGGUCGAGAUUCUGCAUGCUUCACUCCUCCAUUCGUUUAUGAAAUGUUUUCCAGAUAGGGAGCCACCACUGAUCUUUAACGAAGGCCACGGACGAGAACCAUGGGACAGUUCAAUCGACAUCUCUAGAACUGUAGGUUGGUUUACAACUAUCUGGCCCACAGAAGUCUUAGUGGAUGAUAGAAACAAUGUUGUCGACUUAGUCCGUCGCGUCAAAGACGGAAGACGAAAGGUUCCCGGUAGAGGCUGGCCUUACUUUGCUUCUAGAUAUCUAAAUGACGAAGGAAGGGUAGCUUUUAACGGAUAUACGCCCUUCGAAGUUGUUUUCAAUUUCCAUGGGCUUUACCAACAGCUGGAACGUAAGGAUGGUCUACUCCAGCAAGUCCCCUGGAAGUAUGAGGCAUCCUGCGACAACGGACCUAAAGUCGUACUCCCUGGUCUUUUCGAAAUCACAGCUGUUAUCAUUCAUGGAAGCCUCCAGUUCGAGUUUAUGUAUAGCCGAGAAAUGCAACACCAAGAUGCCAUUGGGCAAUGGAUUCGCAACUGUGCUAGCUCCCUCCAGGCGGCGGUAGAAGGCUUGAUGACACAUGAGGAAUCGCCAACAUUGAGUGACUUCCCACUCUUACCUUUAACUUACCCAGGCUUAGCUCAGUUGACCACGGAAGUCCUCCCUCAGUCAGGGCUGUCACUGACCGACAUAGAUGAGAUAUACCCCUGUCUGCCCAUGCAAGAAGGUAUAUUGCUUAGCCAGCUCCGAAAUAGCUCACAUUAUCAGACACGCACCAUGAUAGAAUUGAUAUCGCUCAAUGGCCCAAUCAAUAUGGACCAAAUUCGGGACGCAUGGCAACAAGUUACUGAUCGACAUUCCUCACUCAGGACGGUAUUCGUGAAGAGCAGCAUGUCCACCGCUAUGUACGACCAAUUGGUAUUGAAAUUCAUGCCAGCUCAAGUUAAAAUACUGCCAUGUGCUAUAGAUAACAAUGCAGUUGAGAUGCUCCACAAGGAACGGGGAACUUUCAGUGAGCUUGGAAAACCUCUGCAUCUGCUCACAAUAUGUGAAAACUCUAACGGCCAAGUACUUGCUGAUCUUGGGUUCAAUCAUGCUAUCAUUGAUGGAAUGUCUAUUUCGACCUUGCUUGAAGAUUUUCAGCUUGCGUAUCUUGGGAAGCUCCCCGCAUCUCAAGUCCCCCGUUACAGCGAGUUUGUUACCUACAUUCGGGGAAUGUCACAGCAAGACACUCGCAGCUAUUGGAUGAAUUACUUGAAGACCUCUGAGCCCUGCCUAUUCCCAGUUAUUACGGAUGGAACUUCUAUACCCUCAGAAGAGGAGACUAACAAGCUUGAGAGAGUUAACAUCCGACUUGGCGACUUGUCAAAACUGCAAGAUUGGUGCAGGGAACAAGACAUCACGCUAUCCACUUUGCUCAGAGUAUCCUGGGCUGUUGUGUUACGCUGUUUUACUCAUAUGGAUGAU